AUGUUGCGAGCGUUUAGCUUUGCUGUGCAGCUUGCUGUCUUAGCCACAUCGGUAUGGGCAUUUGGAGUGACCACAUCGGGAAACUCUCUGGUUGUCGACACGAGUGGAGGUCUGGUAUUCAAAGUUGAUAAAACCACAGGUGAUAUUACGUCGAUGGUGUUCAAUGGCAUUGAGGCACAGGACCAGAGCGGGAAACACAGUCAGGUUUCAUCCGGAAUUGGCGCAAGCUGCUCCGCUGUACAGACUGGUAACAGCAACAACUACAUCAAAAUAACGUGUACCACGAGCACGUUGACCCACUACUACGUGGCCCGUUACAAAGAUCCUGCAAUUCACAUGGCGACAUACAUCACAGCUGAGCCUUCUGUUGGCGAGCUGCGCUACAUCGCGCGCCUCAAUCGUGCCAAUCUUCCCAAUGGCUAUACCGUCUCUGACAUCAAAGGUGGAACUGCCAUUGAAGGCACUGAUGUUUAUACCGUCAACGGGCAGACGAGGUCCAAGUUCUACUCUUCCAAACAAUUUAUCGACGAUCAAGUCCAUGGUGUCACUGGUAACGGCAUUGGUGCAUACAUGAUCAUCACCGACACGGGUUAUGAGAGCUCCUCUGGAGGGCCUUUCUUCAGGGAUAUUGAUAAUCAGGGAGGUGAUCAACAGGAACUUUAUUUCUGUGAGUGUGCUGAACAUGAUAGAUAUUUUCAUUGA
Messenger RNA from Psilocybe cubensis, 702 nucleotides. RefSeq lists its product as uncharacterized. Gene Ontology annotation, molecular function: carbon-oxygen lyase activity, acting on polysaccharides; carbohydrate binding. The transcript has 6 exons. Lineage: Eukaryota; Fungi; Basidiomycota; Agaricomycetes; Agaricales; Agrocybaceae. Bases 1 to 702 code for a protein of 233 amino acids. Gene Ontology annotation, biological process: pectin catabolic process. The record is from RefSeq and is a predicted model, not a curated record.